Messenger RNA from Darwinula stevensoni, 930 nucleotides. Lineage: Eukaryota; Metazoa; Arthropoda; Ostracoda; Podocopida; Darwinulidae. The record is from the annotation of a GenBank genome assembly.
AUGGAUGUGGCACAAAUGACCAAGCGCAAAGACGAGGUGGUCAAACAAAAUAAUGAGGGGAUUUUAUUUCUCUUUAAAAAGAACAAAAUCACCUUUUUCCAUGGCCGUGGCUCCUUUGUCAAAGCGGCAGAAGGCAGCUACGAAAUCAAGGUCAGUGGCAAAGUAGAGGAAAACCUGCAAGCCAAGCAAGUGAUUGUGGCCACAGGUUCCAGCGCACGGGUACUGCCUGGAGCGGCCUUUGAUGAAGUCAAUAUUUUGAGUAACGAUGGCGCUUUGCGCCUGGCUGCCGUGCCUAAAAGGCUGGGCAUAGUGGGCUCGGGCGUGAUCGGGCUGGAAAUGGGUUCCGUCUGGCGCCGGCUGGGCGCUGAAGUCACGGUACUUGAAGCCAUGCCCAACUUUUUGCCCGCAGCCGAUGAGGCUGUGGCCAAAGAAGCGCUUAAAGUCUUUGCUAAACAAGGACUUAAACUGGAAUUCGGUGUCAAAAUCAGCGAAAUCAAAAACGCCAAAAAAGGCGUAUCCGUGCUCUACAACAACGCCAAAGGUGAGGCGCAGACGCUGGAGGUGGACAAACUCAUCGUUUCCAUAGGCCGCGUGCCCAAUACUGCUGGCCUCAAUGCCGAUGCCGUGGGUUUAAAGUGCGAUGAGCGUGGCGCCAUCGUGGUCAAUGACUUAUGUCAAACCAAUUUGCCUGGCGUGUGGGCUGUGGGCGAUGUGGUGCGUGGCCCUAUGUUGGCGCAUAAAGCGGAGGAAGAGGGCGUAGCGGUUGCUGAGCGUAUGGCCGGGCAGCAUGGGCAUGUCAAUUUCAAUACGAUUCCUUGGGUGAUUUAUACGCAUCCAGAGAUGGCUUGGGUGGGCAAGACUGAGCAGCAGCUCAAAGCCGAAGGGCUGGCUUAUAAAGCAGGGCAGUUUCCUUUCUUAGCCAAUGGUCGC